AUGGCAAUUAAUAAUCCAUCGUCUCUAUUCAUACUUUCAUGGCUGUUGGCCUAUUGCAUUUUAACAUAUAGUGCAAAUGCAUCAUCGAAAACUUCGAACAAAACAUCGACAACAACUUACCCUCGUUCAAGCAGCAAAUUGAUGAACCAAAUCGACUCGUGCUGGAGAUCAAACCCUAAUUGGGCCUCAAACCGUCAAGCCCUAGCCGAUUGCGCAAUCGGGUUCGGUUCCAGUGCGACGGGCGGGAAAUACGGACCCAUAUACAUCGUGACCGAUCCAUCAGACGAUCCGAUAAACCCCAAACCAGGUACGCUCAGAUACGGGGCAAUCCAGACCCAGCCACUCUGGAUCACUUUCCAGGGCGACAUGUCUAUAACUCUCGAGAACGAGCUCAUGGUCAACAGUUACAAGACCAUAGAUGGUAGAGGUGCUAGGGUUGAGAUAUCCAACGGGCCGUGUAUUAGUAUAGAUGGUGUUAAUCAUGUGAUAAUCCAUGGGAUUAGCAUUCACGAUUGCAAGCCGGGUAGGCCUGGCAUGGUCCGGAGCAGUCCGGACCAUGUGGGCCACAGACUCGGCUGCGAUGGAGAUGCGAUAUCCAUAUUCUCAUCGUCCAAUGUGUGGGUUGACCAUUGCUAUCUGGCACGUGCCGCUGAUGGCCUGGUCGAUGUCACGCAUGGGUCGAAUUUCGUGACGGUUUCCAAUAAUUACUUCACUCAACACGACAAGGUACGUUAA
This is a messenger RNA of Erythranthe guttata (spotted monkey flower), 735 nucleotides long. RefSeq names its product putative pectate lyase 2. Lineage: Eukaryota; Viridiplantae; Streptophyta; Magnoliopsida; Lamiales; Phrymaceae. Gene Ontology annotation, molecular function: pectate lyase activity. The record is from RefSeq and is a predicted model, not a curated record.